Molecule: messenger RNA, 1755 nt
Organism: Tetrahymena thermophila SB210
Lineage: Eukaryota; Ciliophora; Oligohymenophorea; Hymenostomatida; Tetrahymenidae
Product: membrane bound O-acyltransferase, MBOAT protein
Exons: 2
Cellular component (GO): endoplasmic reticulum
Molecular function (GO): acyltransferase activity
Source: RefSeq, a predicted model, not a curated record
AUGAGAAAAGAAGGAAUUAAUUCAAGAGAUGUAGCUGACGAAGAGACUUCGGUUGAAUCGACUAGCAAUCAUAGUUUGGAAAAUGGUACCUAGUAUUAGAAUGCUAAAAAUAAGCAGUACUCUCUAUUAGAAGAGAAAUAGACUGUUUAUAAGUGGUUUUGGUUUGAUAAAUAUCUUUUGGCAAUGGGAGUUAGUGCUAUGGUUUUAUCUCAAGUUUAUUUUAGCUUUGCCAUCUAAAAAAUAAACAAAGAAGAAAGAAAAAUAGAAUAUGUAACAGAAGGUUUUAUGGGUUUUGAAAAGGAUAAUUCAGAUUCUUAGUGGAGAGCUUACAGCGAAAAUAUUGGAUUGAUGGUAAUUGCAAUUAUCAUUUUUUGUCUACUUUCAUAAUCUGUUAGGAAAAUCUUCGGAUCUGCUUUCGCCUAGCAUAAUUUUUAUAUAUUUUUUGGUGUUCCUUAUUUGAUUUUCUUAUUCAGAGGUAAUUUCUUAUUUUGGCUAUUCUUUACAAGCAUAAACUACUUGCUCAUCGAAGUUUUCUACAAAUAUUCCUAUUUUCCAAUCUUGAUCUGGACUGUUAACCUAAUUACUAUUUACACGAAUGACACUUAUCAUGGAUAUAAUUUAGUUUCUUUCUUCCAUCUCCCUGCUUUGCAAUACUUAUAAGAUACAACAAAAGAUUAGCUUGUAGGCUGGCAUUCUGUUUUCAAUAUGACAAUUUUAAGAAUGAUUUCUUUUGGUAUGGAUAAGCAUUGGGCAGUUAAAAACAAGCGUUUUAUAUAGCCAGAUACUCAUUUUAAGAAAUGCAAAUAGUGCUAACCCAAAGAGCCAAAAACUUACUGUCUUAAAUACCGUUAUGAUGAUCCUUCUAGCAUUAAAGAAUUUACAUUGUAGCAUUACUAUAGUUAUUUAGUCUAUACUCCACUAUUUAUAACAGGUCCACCCCUCACAUUUAAUGCCUUUAUCAGUUAAAUCAAUAAUCCUGGAUAAAUCAGAAACUCUGCUUUUAAGUACAGUCUAAGAGCUUUGCUUAGUUUUGUUUGCUUUGAAAUAUGGCUUCAUUUUGACUAUUCAUUCGCUAUUACUACUAAAUCCUAAAAUUCAUGGCUUUGGGAAAGAUUUUCUCCUGCUUUCUUUUUUAUUUGCUCCUUCUCAAGUCUAGUUUUUAUUUGGUUUAAAUUUAACACCAUAUGGAAAAUCGCUAGAGCUUGGGCAAUGUGGGAUAAUAUAGAAGCUCCUGAAAAUAUGAAUAGAUGUGUCUAUAAUAACUAUAAUUUCGAAGGUUUCUGGAGAUCUUGGCAUAGAGGAUUUAACUAAUGGUUAUUGAGAUAUAUUUACUUCCCUCUUGGUGGUUCUAAAACUAAAAUGUGGAAUAUUUGGGUUGUCUUCACUUUUGUUGCUAUCUGGCAUGACCUUAAAUUAAAUCUCCUUUUGUGGGCUUGGGGUAUUUGCAUCUGUUUAAUACCAGAAAUUGGAGUUAAGAAAUACCUCGAAAAACCAAAAUUCAAGAAGUAUACUACUUCUUUUUGGUGGAAGUAUCUUUGCGGUCUUUGUGCAAGUUUUUACAUCAUAUUUAUGUGCUACACCAAUUUAAUUGGAUUUGGAAUGGGUUGGGAGACUAUAAAUAUGUUCCUUACUAAAAGUUUUUCUACGAUUUCAGGAUUAAUUGAAUUUUUAAUAGUUGUAUUUGUACUAAUCUUCCAAGCCAUUGCUCAAUUUAAGAUAAGAGAGCACGAAGAUGAUCCUGAAAAAGGAUUUUGA